This is a messenger RNA of Aspergillus nomiae NRRL 13137, 853 nucleotides long. RefSeq names its product GPI anchored serine-threonine rich family protein. The annotation marks the transcript as partial. The transcript is spliced from 5 exons. Lineage: Eukaryota; Fungi; Ascomycota; Eurotiomycetes; Eurotiales; Aspergillaceae. The record is from RefSeq and is a predicted model, not a curated record.
UUUAUAGUUCUUUGGUUGAUUUACAUCACUUGCCUUGUGAUACCCUUUAUAUUUUUCUACUUACUACAGCCUCCUAAUAUCUCCACAAUGCGUUUCUUCCAGAUCGCUUCGAUUGUUGCCUAUGCGGCCUCUUCCCUCGCUGUCACUGUCACUUCCCCCCAGAACGGGGACAAGGUUGACUUCAGCAAGCCUUACACCAUCAAAUGGACCACUGUCCCCUCGGACCCCGAGCAAAUCAACAUCGUCCUCAAGAACCAAACCAGCUCCGAGAAAGACAUUGCCAAGGACGUCAAGACUUCGGACGGCAAAUACACUAUCGACAAGAUCUGGGACAUUGAGACAGGCGAUGGCUACCAGUUCAAUUUCGUAUCCAACUCGAAGAUGAAUACCGGCAUUCUGGCACAGUCGCCGAUCUUCAAUGUGACGGCUGUCGCUGACCCCCCCAAGCCAUGUAAGCAAUAUUUCAGUACUAAAAUCACCAAAACACCAUCAUGCACCCACACCAGCACCAGCACUACAAUCAAAACAAGAACCACUUCCCGUCCCUGCAUCAUCCACAGCACUCUCAGCACCUCUAAACCUUCACCAUCAUCAUCCCGUGCGCCAUGCUCUCCGUCAUCUAGCACCGUCGCCCCGUCCAACUCCGUGAACAAGGGUGACCUCUACUGCCACGAAAUCCGCCUCGAGCACCUCCGCUGCUCCGACCGAGUCGACCGGCGGCUCUGCAGCACUUACGAUCCCCGCCGCCGGCUCACUGAUGCUCAGUCUAUUCGCCCUGGUGCUGUAAUCGCAGAUUCGGAGAACAUGAACGUGUAUAAACUUGGAAUUGAUGCUAUGAGGUAGUAUUACUUCU